This is a messenger RNA of Myzus persicae (green peach aphid), 1301 nucleotides long. Its product is annotated as kynurenine formamidase. The record is from RefSeq and is a predicted model, not a curated record. Gene Ontology annotation, molecular function: hydrolase activity. Lineage: Eukaryota; Metazoa; Arthropoda; Insecta; Hemiptera; Aphididae. The coding region runs from base 200 to 1066 and encodes 288 amino acids. The transcript is spliced from 7 exons.
CUAUAUUAUUUUCAUAAUAUAAGUUUUCUGAAAUUAUAUACCUAAUAUAGUAAGUAACGUGAAACAGUGUUACAUUAUGUGACAGUAUUAUACUUUCAUACUAUGACUGUAUUAUUUAUUAAUAUUUGUAAAGCCAACUAGUUAAUAUAGAACAUAAGUCUGGAAUUAUUUUAAUAAAACAUUACAAAUCUAGAACCAAAUGGACGAAAAAACUAAAAGUAAUGAAGUUCUAUACUCGCCAAGCCAAUGGUGUAAAAGAAUGGAUCCAGGCAUAGUGGUAAAUAAACAUAUUGAAAUAGUUCAACUAAUCAGUGAACAAAUUAAGAAAUCCAGAUAUUGUAGAUUGACAAAUAUUAGAUAUGGGUCUGGUGACCAACAGUUAUUAGACGUUUACGAAGAUGGACUGACUUCUCCGGGUUAUACUUUUGUUUACAUUCAUGGAGGAUAUUGGCAAGAAUUAAACAAAGACAUUUCUGCCUACUGUGUAGAACCAUUAGUAAAUGCAGGGAUUCGAGUAGUUAUACCUGGUUAUGAUCUCGCUCCAAAAGUAACUUUGUUUGACAUAGUUGAAGAAAUUCAUCAAUUGCUAUCAUAUUUAAAGAAUUCUUUAAAAUAUAAAAAUAUUUGGUUGGGAGGACAUUCAGCAGGUGCUCAUUUAGCCGCAUCUAUGAUACAUCCUGAAGUAAAUGAAAACAUUGGUGUUAAAGGAUUUAUACUCAUCAGCGGUAUAUUUGAUCUUAAACCAUUAUUGGAGACUUCUAUAAAUAAACCACUCAAGUUAAACAAGAAUACUUGUCUAGAACUAAGUCCACUGAAUAAUUUAUAUGGACUUGAUUUUACACAUAAAACGACUCAGAAUUGUAUAAAAAUUCUUGUGGCUUAUGGAGAAAGUGAUUCACCAGCUUUCCAUUUCCAAUCAAAACAGUUUGCCAAAUUUCUGGAAAAACUUGGUUUGGAUGUAACAGAAAAAAGAAUAAAUGGAGUAGAUCAUUUUGACAUUGUAGAGAAUCUUUCUAAUAUAGACUAUUCUCUUACAAAAACAAUUAUUAAUUUUAUUAUUAACUAAACUUUUUCAUACAGUAAAUUAUUAUUAUUAUUAUUGUUUAUUAUAUAUUAUGUACCUAUUUGUGUAUACCUAACUGCUAACAUAAAUGUAAUACUCAAUAAUCUAAAAUAAUGUGACUGUAUAAGACAUAAAGGUGUAUCAAUAAUUUUCAAUUUUAUAUAUGACUUAUGUAUACAAUUUAUAUGAUAGUUUAAUCAGAAAUUCAGAAAAAUAUAUUAUAUCAAGUAGGUUGGUA